Messenger RNA from Oppiella nova, 428 nucleotides. Lineage: Eukaryota; Metazoa; Arthropoda; Arachnida; Sarcoptiformes; Oppiidae. The record is from the annotation of a GenBank genome assembly.
AUUUAGACUGGUUUUAUCAGCAAAAAGUUAAAACAGAUGAUGGAAUGGCAAACGUCGAGAUCCUUGAUAUAUCCAAAACAUUGACCGAUAACGAGAAUAUCGUGAAUAAGGAUCAGAUAGAAUGGGCCGAAGCUUUCGUUAUUAUAUACAGCAUAUGCGACAGAAAUAGUUUCAAUUUGGCCCAACAUUAUCUCAAAUACAUUUCUGCCAUUCGGGGACCCGUUUAUGUGCCCAUCAUUUUGUUGGCCAAUAAACGCGAUCUGGAAGUCGGCCGACAAGUCAGUGUAGACGAGGGCACUACUCUUGCCCUGCAGUUCGGGUCUCAGUUUUACGAAAUAUCUGCUGCGGACAGCAAUUUGGAUCGCAAACGUUAUGAUUCCUGUCGUGAGAAGAUCUGCAAAACCAGUGAUAUCUUUAUGAAGAAUUGA